CUCAGCAAAAAAGGCGGCCAACGGUUCGCGAAAUGGGCGCCAAGCCAGGAACUAGAUGAUAAGGAGAACCAGGGUGUCCCAGAGAAAUUUCAAGAUGGGGAACUACCAAGAGUUGUGUCGAUAUUGAAAUCUUCUCAGAGAGCAAACUUCCCCUUGGAAAAGAAAUUAACAAAAAUCUCCUUUAAAAAUUCUCCUGUGUGGCAUAUAAUCCCUCACAAAAGUGAAGAAAAAACUGCUUGGGAAGAUAUUCGCAAACUUGACGAGGAACAAAACUGGACAGAGAGGACACAGGUUGUGACCAAGGAGGAGCACAAUUUAUACAUUGAAACAGCCAAGGAGUUGCUUGAACAGCUUAUCGCUGAUUUACCCUGCUUUGGGGGGCAAUCAAGCACACCUACAAACAUGACAUCUAAUGCUGACGAUUCAGAGAUUGAUGGAUCCCAAUUGUCUGUCGGCAAUAUAACACAAGGCUCUGAAGGGCAUCAGAAUGAACCCAAUGAUGACUUAGACUCAGAGCUCAUGUCGGACUUUUCAAAGUUACAAAUUAACAGUAGUGACUGUCUACGCACAUUUUCACCAAUUGGGAGUGAAAGAACGUCACCUGAUCAGCAAGAGAACUUCUUAGACAGUAAUGAAGACAUCAACAAUCUCCUUGCUCCGCAUGAGAAUGACAACAUAGAAGAUGAUGUGCUGUCGACAGGAAAUGCACGAACUGACAAUUUACUUAAGGAGAUAACUGGUGAAGGAAGAUCAUAUAAGUCAGCUGAACUGUUUUCAGUGAACCCUUCUGAGCUUGAAAAUGAGUUUCAAGAGGGUAAAACACCUAAUGAAGAUCUUAGUAGUGGUGAAAAGGCUGAAGAUGUUAUAGCUAUAUUUGAAAAAGAUGCAGAAAACCAGCCAGAGAUUGAUGAUCAGUUUGGAGAUGAGGCAUUUAAGCCAGCCAGUGAAGCCAUGUGGGAGCUGGACUAUUUGGAACAGUGUGGAAAUAACAGGGAGGACUUUCAAAUGUCAGCCCUGGCCCGUCAGUCUCUGUAUGUUAAAUUUGAUCCACUUGUCAAAGGAGGAAGUUCUCAAACUCCAGGUUAGGCUGUCUGUCUGUCUGUUCAUUUAUUUCAA
Messenger RNA from Stylophora pistillata, 1116 nucleotides. Its product is annotated as transforming acidic coiled-coil-containing protein 3. The record is from RefSeq and is a predicted model, not a curated record. Gene Ontology annotation, cellular component: cytoplasm. Lineage: Eukaryota; Metazoa; Cnidaria; Anthozoa; Scleractinia; Pocilloporidae. Gene Ontology annotation, biological process: mitotic spindle organization.